Fulvia fulva is the source of this 1332-nucleotide messenger RNA. RefSeq lists its product as uncharacterized. Gene Ontology annotation, cellular component: RNA polymerase II transcription regulator complex. The record is from RefSeq and is a predicted model, not a curated record. The transcript has 4 exons. Gene Ontology annotation, molecular function: transcription cis-regulatory region binding; DNA-binding transcription activator activity, RNA polymerase II-specific. NCBI's taxonomy places the organism in Eukaryota, Fungi, Ascomycota, Dothideomycetes, Mycosphaerellales, Mycosphaerellaceae. Bases 1 to 1332 code for a protein of 443 amino acids.
AUGGGAGAUAGUCAUAUUCUGGAAGGCGAUAUGGCAGCGCCUUCCAAGAUCGAGCCAGCCGCCGAGGGCACUCCAAGUUCCAUCGAAUCCACCCCGGAGCGCGAAGCAGACGCAGAACCAUCCCAGGAACCCGCGCAACCCCAGAAACGUAAAGGCGGACGCAAGCCUAUCUACGCAACGUCCGAGGAGAGAAAGCAGAGGAAUAGACAAGCACAGGCCGCCUUUCGGGAACGACGGACGGAGUACAUCAAGCAGCUGGAGGCAACCAUCAAGCAGAAUGAGGAAACGCUCGCUAGUCUCCAGCAAAGCCAUCGAACUGCUGCAGAUGAGUGUCUCAUGCUACGGUACAAAAACUCGUUACUCGAGAGGAUCCUGCUGGAGAAGGGCAUCGAUGUGCAAACCGAACUUCAGAUGAAAACUGGAAGCCCCGUGCUCGGGCCUGGCUUCAUGCAUCCGGCCCCUAGCGUGCCUCCUCAGCCUCAGUUGCAAAGGACGGCAUUGCAACGACAGCAGGCUCGGCGAUCUGGACAUAACUACUUACCGAAGCUUGCGCCUGGUCAAUCGAAUCAGGACAUCAACUUUGCCACCACAUCGCCCCAUGCCCAUCCAACGCCCUCGUCACACGCCUCAUCGCCCUCGCAAUUGUCGACGAGGUCGCCGAUGACUAUGCGUCAAGGUGGGAUGACCCCACCCACCUCUGCUGUACUCGCUCAGCCACAAGCACAGCAUUUACAGAAAUUCGGUCGUCCGCCGCAGCAGCAGCAUCCUAACCAAGCAUUUUACCAAGCACAACAACAGUCUGGAGGACCACAGCGGCCACCGCAGCGACCGCCGCCCUCAAACUACCAGGGCAGUACAAGUGGAUUGUCAAGUAUCUCUUCUGGGAGCCAGAGUAGCAUGACACAGUCCUUGCCAGCCACGACGGGUAGCCAUGCUGGGCAGCAAGCAGCAUCAGCAUUCUACCCUAGCCCAUUUCAGAAACAUUUUGAUCAGCUCGACCAGGAGUACGAUACACAACAUUCGCGAUCGAUGCUCGACGACACAGAACCUGAAGAAGUCGAUCGCACUCAAUCGCCAGGACUUCAAGGCACCUACCCGUCACAGUUUGAUCAUCCCCAAAGCCAACAGCAUGGGGCGUAUUACGAGGCGCCACCAGGAGUGCAGCAUGACCAACAGCAGUCAAUGAUGCAGCCAACGAGCCAUCCCAAUGCUCAAGAUGGACACUACGAUGUGGAUUCAAGUGAUCCCAUGCUCGACGCUGAUCCGUUUGGCCUGUCUGCAUCGAUGCACUAUCCGACUGCAUACUCUUACGAUCCGCACGGCCACAGGUAA